AUGGAUUUGAAGGCUCCAAUUUCGACGGAAAUCGAAGUUCUCACUAUGCAAUUCAUCGUUAAGACUUCCGUGUUUGUUUUAAUUUGUGUCGCAACAUUAUCAUUAGUUCAGUCAACACCUAUAAAUUCUAUAAUAGAUAUCGAUCUAUUACCAGAAAAUGUAGCUUGUUGGUUUAUUUGUAACGCUUGUUACGACAGCCAGCCCGCCGAAAUGAUGUAUUGUGCCAACCAUAUUUGUCAAGUCGAUUUCAUAAACCAUAUAAUUGGAUAUAUGAAAAUUGGAAGAGAAUGUAGUAAUUAUGAGCAGUUAAUGAAAGAUGUUAAAGAAAGAAGGCUUCAGAAGGAACUCAAUAAAAUUACACUCGGUUCUUCCUCAGAAAAAAUGAUUCCCGUAUCCAAUUGAAAAAUAUUCUAUAAUCGUUUUUCAUCAGUUUUAGAUUAUUAUUGUAUGAAAUAUAUCAGAUAUAUAAACGUACCGGAAUUUCGAAAUAUCUUAAAGAUGGGUUCCCUUAUUUUUAAAUGAAAAUUCUAAUAUUUAUAGGAAUACAAAGUAGAGGUGUUCUAAUGACUUGGAAAAGUAUCAGUUUGUCUCACGUGUCCAUAAAUAAUUCAUAAUUAGCUAAUUUAGUAGAGUAUUACCAGCAUAAUUCCAAUGAGUGACCAAUGAAGAAAGGUCAAAAAGUCCAGACUGUACGUACAUGGACAUUUAUGAUUUAUAAUCAAAUAGUUUGCUUAAUUUGACAUUAAAAAAACAAGGAAACCUAUCUUUCAGUAAUUUUAUCUGUAUUCUAUAAAUAAUAUCUGAAAAUAUAUUCUGUUGAAUAGAUUAUCCGAUAUUCACGAAUUUAAAUAUAUUUGUCGUUAAAAGAAAUAUCAAACUGUUAAUCAGGGAAUUUACAAUUUAUAUGAUAUCAUGUUUUUGUUUAUUGGAGACGCUUACUUCUCUGGUUUCCUUUGAAACGCCAUCCCACAUUCCAACACAGUAAUUCUAUUUACAUUAUUGUAGAAAUUUAAUGCAAAUAUACAUUUUUAUUACAUUUAUGAUUUAUAUAUGUACAAAGAAAACAGUUAAUAAAGAUGGAAAUAAAAUAAA
Messenger RNA from Lottia gigantea (owl limpet), 1092 nucleotides. RefSeq lists its product as hypothetical. NCBI's taxonomy places the organism in Eukaryota, Metazoa, Mollusca, Gastropoda, Lottiidae. The transcript has 3 exons. Bases 1 to 402 code for a protein of 133 amino acids. The record is from RefSeq and is a predicted model, not a curated record.